Rosa rugosa (rugosa rose) is the source of this 2248-nucleotide messenger RNA. Its product is annotated as endoribonuclease Dicer homolog 1-like. Lineage: Eukaryota; Viridiplantae; Streptophyta; Magnoliopsida; Rosales; Rosaceae. Gene Ontology annotation, molecular function: ribonuclease III activity; RNA binding. Gene Ontology annotation, biological process: siRNA processing. Bases 145 to 1626 code for a protein of 493 amino acids. Gene Ontology annotation, cellular component: cytoplasm; nucleus. The record is from RefSeq and is a predicted model, not a curated record. The transcript has a single exon.
UAAGCAUAUACAACUUCAAAAUUGCAGUGGUAGCAAAGCUCAAGCAUAGAAACGUUGCCUUGCUUCUAUUGGUCUGAUUUUGUUUAGUGGUGAAGAUUAAUUGGGUUUUUAUUUCUUUGCUUUUUGGUAGAGCAAAACUCUAAUAUGAAACGAGGGUACUCAGAAUCAUCCUCCACCUCUCUCGAGCCACCUCAAUCCAGGUUCAAACACAACCCAGAAAAUGACCUCUUGGAAGAUGAAGGCACAAACAUUUUCGCACGCAAAGUGGCUGAACAUUACAGUGAUCAAACUCUGGAAGAAGGAGAAAUUAGUCAAACCAUGGAAGUGGCCGAGCAUUACAGUGAUCAAACUUUGGAAGAAGGAGAAAUUAGUCCAACCAUGGAAGCACAACCCCAAGAAACCCCUACUGUUCACAUGAACGCAGUGAAGCAAAGCUUAUUACAGACCGAGUCAACCUCGAAGGAGCCGAGUCUUGAUGAAGUGGAGGAGAUCAUACGCUACAAUUUCAGGAACAAGAAGUUACUAGAGGAAGCCUUUACGCAUUCUUCUUUUACUUGCGGCUUUUCCUAUGAGCGAUUGGAGUACGUAGGCGAUGGGGUGCUCGGUUUAUUGUUUUGCCAGGCACAUUAUUCUCUGUACCCGGAUUUAGCUCCGGGAAAGCUGACCCUCCUCCGGGCGGCCAACGUCGAUACCGAGAAGCUUGCACGUGUGGCACUCCGGCACGGCUUCCACCGCUACCUCCGCCACAGGAAACCUUACCUUGUAGAUCAAAUUCAAGAGUUUUCACGAGCGGUUAUUGAGUAUCCAUUGCACUCGAAUGGUCUUAUUGACGCUCCGAAAGACCUUGCAGAUGUUGUAGAGUCCACUAUUGGGGCGGUUUUCAUGGACUGCAACUCCAUAGAGGUUGUGUGGCAUGUGUUUAAGGGCUUGCUAGAGCCGAUCAUAACUCAGGAGACGAUACAAAUACAUCCAAACACACAGCUUCUUGAGAUGUGUCAAAAGAACCGCCGGAGUCUCAAGUAUGUAGAUUCAUGGGAGAAGGACUAUAGUGUUGGGUGUGUCAUUGAUGGUCAGAUUGUUGGAAGAGGUACCUAUAGUCUUCGGAAGGACGUUGCGCUAAACCGAGCAGCAAAAGAUGCAUUGGACAAUAGGUGGAAGUGGAUGGAGAAUAAUGCUACUGCCAUUGCUCAACGUGUGACGGAGGAGCCUUCGGAACCGGUGCUAUUGAAGAAUAUGAACAUGGAGAAUAGAGAUGAAGACGCAAUUAGCUCUGUGGAGCAGGCUGAGGAACCAAGUGUCGGUUCUUUGGUGCCCGUUACUCCAGGAAAGAAAGAUAUGCAGGAGGAUCUAGAGACUAAUGACACUUCUGUUCGAGGUCCGAAUGUUUUGAGUGAAGAGACUACUUCAUAUAAUGAGACUAACUUUAGUACCCGUCCUCGAGGUCAGAUAGAAAUGCAUGCCAUAAAUUCUCUUCUGGGGAAUGGGAUUGGUGAUGAGUUUAUUGGACUCUCUAGAGGACAACGAAAGCGCCUCCGAAAAAGACAACGGAAGAUUUCGGCUAACACAACAAUAAUAACUCCGGAGACAAUACCACUUCAUUCAAAUUUCAAACACACAGUUUCUUGAGAUAUGUUAAUACUUGAUAGAACGAAGAAAUUGAUCUAUGGGGACAGAGAAGCCAAGAUCGAUUUCUUCCUUAAUUGGAACUCCAUAGUUUACGUAAUGUAUAAAACUAAUUUGGCCUGUAUAGUCUAUUUCAUGUUGCCUAUCAGUUGCCUCCGUAAGGUGAGUGAGUUCGGGGCUUCAAUUGCCUAUCAGUUGCCUACGAUGGAGAGUUAUGAUAUGUCAAAAUGAAAGGGAUGCUGGUUCUGGCACUCUACGUCUACACGCACUGUUUUUCUAGUGUUGUUAUAUACUCCAUUACCUUUGGAACAUUAUAUAAUAUACAAAUACGAAAAAUAUACAAAUCCUUGCUUUUGAUUCAAGGAUUUUUGACAAAAAUGCAGUAUAAGAAUCAUUCAUCCUUUCAAAAAUCGAAAAUCAUUCAUAUGCAUUUAUGAUUUACUAUGUAGAUGUAUGUUCUCAUAUAUACGUACAACCAAACGUACGAUCAUGCCGGAAAUAUUGUUAUGAAGUAUAUAAUGUAACUGUGAUAUUGGCACGGCUCAAUCAAACCAAAGGACCCAAUUCUUGGGAGAUUUGAUUUGAUUGAGCCAUUCCAAUAUCACACAUUUCUCAGCAAAACAAC